Lepisosteus oculatus (spotted gar) is the source of this 5634-nucleotide messenger RNA. RefSeq names its product matrin 3-like 1.2 (gene matr3l1.2). Gene Ontology annotation, molecular function: zinc ion binding; RNA binding. The record is from RefSeq and is a predicted model, not a curated record. NCBI's taxonomy places the organism in Eukaryota, Metazoa, Chordata, Actinopteri, Semionotiformes, Lepisosteidae. Gene Ontology annotation, cellular component: nucleus.
AGCGGUGCGGGCUGUCCCGCACUUUUCGUCUGUUGUGUAUUCACUCGGUGUCCAUUAUUUUCGCCGGUUUAAUUUUCAGAUUGCCGAGAUUCGAAAAGAAAUGAGCUGGUUUCGCAUUUGUUUCAGCAAUAGAGGGGGCGAAAGGGGCUUCGCCACAAGAAAAUACAUUUUGAAAGGACGUGAAGCGUCACGGUAUUCUCUCGAUCCUGUGCUCGACUGUUGAUUUCUCCGCCUUGCGGCCGCACAGGGGCCUUUUAAUUCCGGAAGUUAAACCGCGGAAUCUCUUCUUUCUGCGGCGAAGGUGGAGGAGGGAGACGUGAGUUGUAAACGAAAUAUCCACUAAUAAACUUUAUAGUUACGUUUUUUGUUUUUUGUUUUGGGUAUAGAUAUAUCAUUUGUAAGUAAAACUGCACGCGUCAUUUUAGUAACAAUAUUACUGUAUUUUCUUGUUCGAGGAUAUUAUGCUAGACGGUACAUAGACUGUAAAAAAGCGCCUUGGCCUGCUUUGGGGGCCUUUUGGUUUGGUCGGCUUUUCGCAUUGCAAUAUGUGAGAGCAUUUUGAUACCAUCAGAGAAGAGGAGUACUCCGAUCGCUCAGUUCACUUGUCCUUUUAUGCCUUUGACUUCCACUUACAGACUUUUUUUUCCUGGAGACUUGUUAGUCUGUGGCUUUGUUUUCUCUGUGCUACUGAGCUAAAAUACAGCUUUGUCUGGCAAUGUCCCAGAAGACCCCAUCUAACAGUGUUCAUAAGGGCUUUACUGCAGGACGAGGUCUCCUUGCUGCUGCAGAGUCUCUGAAUUUCAGCAUGAGUGACCAGCGUUCCCAUGACUUCUACCCUCCAUCGUCAAGGCCCUCUAAUAGCAUGACAUCUCCUUUAAGGGCUGAGGGCCGAGGCCAGGAUUCUUACCCUUCGCUACGCACUGGAAAUGUUGACAAUGCUAUGAAGCUCUUUGCUAGUCUUGGUCUUUCACCCAAAGACCUGGAUAUACUGGCACAGAUUCCUGAAGAUAACAUCAGUGUGGAAACGUUGCCGCGUCUUAUAAUGCAGCUUAAGGCCAGAAAAGGUGAAGGGAGCCGCCGUAUGAAUGACCCUAGAGAUCUUCCACCCCUCUUACCGGAUCCCCCCUACCGGGCUUCCAGGGAUGACUGGAAUGACGUCAGGCAUGCUAGGCCUGCCAGUUCUGUCGGAGAAUCUUCUGGCCGCAGUCAAGCAGUUGACUUUAGUUACGGCCACGCGCAGGAGGGGCAGUCCAGAAGCUUUGAGAGAAUAGGCUAUUCCGAGGGAGGCAGCAGAGAUCGCCGUUAUUCUGAGCUUUCCCAGAAUCGCUAUGGUUCCGACAAUCAGCAAAUGGGCACGUCUCUGGGAUCCGAAAGCCUGUUUAUGCAGAGGAGGACAGGGUCCCCCUCUCCUGGCAAAGUUCAGGAUUUCCAUGGAGUCAUGCCCCGGUUGUUCCCUCAUGUGUGCUCACUUUGUGAUUUUGAUGUGCAUUCUAGCAUGGAGUGGACUCAGCACAUUAACGGGCUACGACAUGCAGAGUGUCGUCGACUCCUCCUUCAAGUGUAUCCAGACUGGGAUCCUCAAAGUCUGGCAAACAGAGUGCCAGAUGCCCUCCUGCUGGAAACAACCAAUCGAGCAGAAGGGAUUCUGGGUCCUGCACCCCUUGUUCCUGGGCUUCAGAGAGGCGGGCUGACCUCCACCUGGACUCCAGGCAAUCUACUUUCAGGCCAAGGUGAUGCAGCCUUUCCUUCAAAGCCAAAGAUAAGAACCAAAGUGGUGGUUGCAAAGUUUGACAGAGGGGUAGUUACCCUGAGUGGUUUGAAGUCGCUGAUCCAGCCAUUUGGAACAUUAUGUCAACAUCUAGUACUGCAGAAUAAGGCGUUCUUGGAAAUGUUAACGCAUGAAGAGGCAGCAGCUGUGGUGAAUUUUUACCAACAGAAACCAGCUGUGAUCCAUGGGAAAAAAAUCACUUUAUAUUUGUCUCCAGAGAUCUACACUAUUAACAAACGCAGAAGUGGAGAAAGCAGAGAGAGUCAAGUGGUGUAUUUCUGUAACUUGCCAAAAGUGAAAGAGAAGAAGACUGAAUUGUUGGCUGCAGCCAACCGCUUCGGAGUUGUGGAGAAGUACCUGUUUUUGAAUGAGCAGGCAUUUGUGCAAAUGAAAGACCCUGAAGACGCAAAGAUGAUGGUGAAAUACUAUACUUUACACCCUCUUCACAUCAGAGGCCGAACUAUCAGACUGAACAUCUGUACAAAGUACAAGACCCUCACAGUGAAUCCUUCCAAGAGUACUUCAGGGAAGCUGGAGAGAAGCAGCAGCAGCAGCAUAGGGAGCAAAGACCUGUGUAAAAAGCCACAAUCCACAACCAAGGAGAAGACCUCCAGAGAUAAAGCUGCUUCUGCUGGAAAAAAGAAAGAGGAGCAUGAAGCCAAACCCGAGGAAAAUUCUGGAGACGAAGGGUCUGGGGUGAUGGCAAGGGAAGGGGGUGCAGAGGGGAUUGAGGUAGAAGAGGGAAUGGAGGAAGACUCAGAGGAACUAGCUCAGGCCUUGGAGAUGUCUGAAAGCCAAGAGGAGGAGCAGGAAUCUGACACUUUGGUCCAAGAAGAACCAAACAAGGAGCCUACGGCAGAAUUUGAAAUCAAACCAGAAGAGCCAGAGGCCACGCCCCUGGACGUUUCUGAAACAACGGAGCCAGCUGAAAACGAGGAGCCCCAGGAGCCUGCUGAGAUGAACGCGCUACCGGAGAAACCCACUGAAGGUUUGGAGGUUCCAGCAGAGGUAGUUCCAGAAGAGAUGGGGGAGAGUGCAGAGGUACCAACAGAAGAGAGAGACAAUGAAGAGGAAGGGUUUCUGGAGCAGGAUUUCCCAGAGAACAUGGAGGAUUUUGUUACUUUGGAUGAGUUUGCAGAUGAAGAUUCGGCAGAUCUUUCACAGCUUGUGUCAGAAACCGAAAUGGACACUUCAAGAGAUUCAAAGAGGGAAUCCCAGGAAGGGAAAGUUGUUAAUGUUAGAGGAUUUAAAAGAGGUUACAACUUCCUAACCGAUAUCCUGAAACUUGCCAAGCCUUUUGGGAAAGUUGUACAACAUCUGGUACUGGACACCAGGCAUGAGGCGUUUUUGGAAAUGGCAACACCUGAGGAGGCAAAAGCAAUGGUCGAAUUCUACAAUACAAAUGUCACGGCAAUGGUGUGUGGAAAACCUGUGAAUAUACACCUCUCACACACCUAUAAGACCAUACAGUUUCAGGAGAAAACAAGUGGAAGAGUCAUCUAUAUUGGACAGAUCCCCUGGUUUAGGUUCACAGAUGCCUCACUUUUAAAACUUGCUCAGCCUUUUGGAACUGUGAAGCGGUAUCUUAUUAAUCGGAACCGUAAAGAGUGUUUCAUUGAAAUGGCAGAACCUGAACAGGCAGAGAAAAUGGCACAGGCUUACAAAGACAACCCACCUAAAUUUGGAGGCAAAUGGCUGACUGUGUAUGUGAGCAAAAAAUAUAAAACACUUCGAGGACGUAAGCCCUCUCCUUCCGACGCUGAAGAGGAAAGGAAACCCAAGAGAGAGCGGACAGAGAGCACCAAGAGUGAGGAGGAUGCGCCUGGCAGCUCGGAGUCUAAAGCCAAGGCUACAGAAGAGGGCCCCCCAGUGAAGAAGCUCUGCACUCGAGAGGAGAGAGGCUCGCCAGAGAAGCCGGACGGCAAAGAGCUGCUGGAGGAGUCUGCCACGAAGAGUGAGCAGGGAGAUGCUGCGGAUGUGAAGAGCAGCGACUCGGAAGAGAAGAACAGUGAAUCUCCAGACACUGCAGAAUGCCAGAAAAGUGCUGAAGAGGAGCCCAGUAGUGAUGAUGCAGGUGGAGCUGCAUCUUCCAAUGGAGAGACUACCCAGGUCUGUGAUAAAGAGGAGACUCCUCAGACUAAACCACGGCCUGAGAGUAAGCCAGAGCUGACACCUGUCCCUCUAGGGCCAUACCAGCCCAACAAUCCUGUAGGUGUGGAGUAUGUGAAGAUGGGGUACUAUUGCAGAGUCUGCUUCCUGUUCUACUCCAAUGAGGAAACUGCAAAGAAAGUUCACUGCAGUAGCCUGUCUCAUUAUCAGAAACUGAAGAAACACCUGGAUAAAGAGAGAGCCAAUAAUUCCCAAUGAGAUUUAAGUGUUAAAAAUUGAUCCUAUUUUCAGCCUAUAACAUACUCAAGUGUGAAAGAUCCAUGCAAGAACAAAGUAUUAGCUUUCUUGAGGAAAAUUCCUAUUUUAUACAUUGAUUUCUUAUGGUUGUAAUAGUUUUAAUGUUGCAUGUGCUUAAAAGGAUCCAGUUUUAUUUUCAUUUAUUUUUUGACAAUUCCCCAGUGCAUUGAUACAUUGGAAAAGAUGCAAUGUCCUAAUUUGCUUAAAGAAAAACUGUAAAACUUCUCUUUGGAUUCUCAGUAUACCAGUGGGAAAAGUACGGCAUCUUUAAAUGUUUCUUUUUUCAGGUUAGAUUUUUAUAAUGUUUUCUCUCAUGUUAUUUUCUUUUUCCAUAGAUUUGAUCCAUUUCUGUAAGCAUCACAAUAAAUGCUUCAGUUGCACAGUGAAGUUUUGUCUGUGCUUCUCAGUGUGCAUAAGUAGUUGAUUUCUAAUGUAUUACAAACCACACGUUGUCAGAAGGGUCAUUAAUUUUUCUCAACACCAGUGAUUUAAAAAAAUAAACUACAGUGAAACUAAGAAUUGAUUGAGGUUUUGUUUCUGAUUUAAAUAUAUGCUAAAGAUUUUGUUCUGUCAGAAAUGGUCAAGAAGUUAAAUGGACUGCUACAAGGUAUUACUUCUUAGCCAUACAAAUUAGACCAUGUAAGAUGAAAUUGGUGAUAAUGCAAAAAUAAGACUUAAGUCUUCAGUAGGUAAACAAUUUUCUACAAUUUUAAACUGAUUUAUUGUAUCUUAAAUCUAAGCAAUACAUUUAUGGUCUGUAGUCUGAAAAAUUCUACUGUAUAAGGACUGUUUUGGAGUCAACCACAGGUAGUCCUCGAUUUAAGACAGGGUUAGGUUCCAAAGACCCCAUCAUGUCGAUUUCGUCGCAGUCGAAGAUCGCGUGUAUCGCGAUUCUACACGAGCCAUAUGGAUGUGUAAAGAAGUAACAUCCAUAAAUGCUACAUUGUGUAAUACACUUUUGUUAUAUUUUUUUUGCCAGUUUCGCUCUUUACUCAUGAUAAAAUACAAUGUAGAUAUUAUAAAAUGAAAUACACUAAAAGUAAUCAAUAAUGGAAAAAAGUGGUGCCUUGAACUUGCCAAUAAUGUAGUCAGCUGAAUGCACACUGGGCCCAAACACUUUUUUUACUUGCUAGCCAUUUGCUUGCUAACCACCCAAUCAAUAACAUGUGGCAGCAUGGUGUCGCGCAGGCUGAUGACGUCAUCAAUGUUGGACGUUACGACCAAACGCUGGGACACAAAAUACGUACUGUACAGUAAUACGAUUAAGGGGAUGGCCAUCAUAAGUUCGAGGGGUCGUAAGUCGCAUACAUCAUAAAUCGAGGACUACCUAUAUUAUUCUUGGCAUAGUUUAAAGUACUAUAAAGCUCAGUUAAGAAAACAAGCUGUUAGCAAUGUUAAACUGAUUUGUAAAAGCAAAUCAAAAUAGUCACAUGGGUGAAAAUAAACAUUUUUAAGAGAAA